GUAGGUCAGAAGCUCUUAUUACUUUUCGUCGCCACCCUAACCCUGCAGUAUAGUAGUACCGUUUAUGGGUAUGUGCCAUCUGGGAGCAUUAGCAUGACGCGGCCGCCUGAUUGCCCAAGCAAGUGUGGCAACGUCAGCAUCCCGUACCCGUUUGGCAUCGGAGUGGGCUGCUUCCAAGGAGCCUUUAGUGUCACCUGCAAUAAGACACAGGCAUAUCUGGCCUCAACUGGUCUUAGGUUAUUGGAAAUCAAUCUUACCCUUGGCGAGGUUCGUGUUCAGAACCCAUUUAUAUCAAUGUAUUGCAACAACACCGACGACCCCGGUGACAGCAUUGGUUAUGGAGCACUUAAGAGUAUCUUAAGUUUGGAUCCUUUUCAUAAGGUUUCCAUCACCAAAAACAAGUUGACAUAUAUCGGGUGUUCUGAGCUUGCAAUGAUGGUGGGAGCCGGCACUGACAAUGAGUACUUGACUGUCAGCUCAUGCUUUUCGUAUUGCACUAACGCAACAAACUUCAACAAUAAGGAUGACAAAGAGUGCCGUGGCAAGGGUUGCUGCCAAACCUCCUUUGCCGGAAAUAUCAGCUCAUUCUACACCGAAACCACACCAAUACUCAUAUACAGCUCUGGUGUUCAGUCGUCCUUCGGCCCAUGCAGCUACUCAUUUGUUGUUGAGGAGGAAUGGUUCAAAUUCGAUCGUUCUUAUGUUAACUCUUCCACAAAUUCCACGAGUUUGUACCCAGAUGGAGUCCCUUUGGUACUCGAUUGGGUCGUUGGUAGUGAAAUUUGUUCAGAAGCCAUCAACAAGGGACCACGGUAUCUCUGCCAAGCCAAGAAUAGUUCAUGUGUUGAUGUGUCUAAUGGCCCCGGUUACCGUUGUAACUGCUCUUCAGGUUAUGAGGGUAAUCCCUACCUACAAGAUGGGUGCCGAGAUAUCAAUGAGUGCGACCCUCAAAAUAAGCCCUUGUAUCCUUGCAAAGGUGAGUGCACGAACACCGAUGGAAACUACACAUGUACAUGCCCAUCAGGGUAUAGAAGCGACGAUGCAAAGAUCUAUGAUUGCGUUAAAGCUGACACAAGCACACCCCCAAAAAAAAUUGCUGACACAAGCACAGCUCGGAACAUGGCCAUAGGCAUAUCCGCCAGCAUCGUCUUCCUCAUGGUCUGUAUCUUUGCUCUGCAUGCCGAGUAUCAGAAAAGAAAGCUGGCAAAAGAGAAGGACAGAUUCUUCGAUCAGAAUGGUGGUCAAAUAUUAUACCAUCAAAUUAUGUCAAAACAAGUCGAUACAUUGAAGAUAUACACGCAAGAAGACCUUAAGAAGGCUACAAAUGAUUUUGACGAGAGCACGGAGCUGGGUAGGGGCGGUCAUGGCACUGUCUACAAGGGCAUUCUCAAGGAUAACCGGGUUGUAGCCGUGAAACGCUCAAAGCUCAUGAAUGCUACCGAAACCAACGAAUUCGUGCAGGAGAUUAUUAUACUUUCACAGACGAACCACCGGAAUGUGGUAAGGCUUCUUGGGUGCUGCUUGGAGGUGGAGGUCCCCAUACUGGUCUAUGAGUUCAUUUCCAACGGCACUCUCUUUGAGUUCAUCCAUGGCCGUGGUAAUAAUUAUGAAAGUCCGUCUCCCUCGCUGGACACACGUCUCAGGAUUGCUCAAGAAUCAGCGGAAGCACUGUCCUAUCUGCAUCUGUCCACAAACCACCCUAUUGUCCAUGGUGAUGUCAAGUCCAUGAACAUCCUCUUGGACGAAAACUACAUGGCGAAGGUGACGGACUUUGGGGCAUCAAGGGCGCUCCCCAAGGAUGAGAUUCAGUUCAUGACGUUGGUCCAAGGCACCCUGGGUUACCUGGACCCCGAGUACCUGCAGGAGCGGCAGCUCACGGACAAGAGCGACGUUUACAGUUUCGGGGUGGUGCUGCUGGAGUUGAUCACGGGGAAGACGGCGAUCUACCAGGACGGCGCCAAGCAAGGCAAGAGCCUUGUGUCAUCCUUCAUGCUCGCGAUGAAGGAGGGGAACCUCCAGGGCAUCCUUGACGCCAGCAUAGUGCACGUUGGGAUGGAGACACUGCUCCGAGAAGUCGCCGAGCUGGCGAGGUUGUGCUUGGCCGCUAGUAGCGAAGAUAGGCCUUCCAUGACCCAGGUGGCCGACAAGCUUAAGGCCCUGCGAAGCACCUGGAGGAAAAAACUGGUGGUGGGGCAUUCGGUCGUGCGCUUCGCAUCUGCAGCUUCGGCACCUCCAUCGUCGAGUACAUUCUCCAGGGAGACGCACAUGACUGGAAUAGGUAUCCAGACACCCAGAUGAUGGUUUCAAUUA
Messenger RNA from Lolium perenne, 2310 nucleotides. RefSeq names its product wall-associated receptor kinase 5-like. Gene Ontology annotation, biological process: protein phosphorylation; cell surface receptor signaling pathway. The record is from RefSeq and is a predicted model, not a curated record. Gene Ontology annotation, cellular component: plasma membrane. Gene Ontology annotation, molecular function: polysaccharide binding; calcium ion binding; ATP binding. Lineage: Eukaryota; Viridiplantae; Streptophyta; Magnoliopsida; Poales; Poaceae.